This is a messenger RNA of Ilex paraguariensis (yerba mate), 1471 nucleotides long. The record is from the annotation of a GenBank genome assembly. NCBI's taxonomy places the organism in Eukaryota, Viridiplantae, Streptophyta, Magnoliopsida, Aquifoliales, Aquifoliaceae.
AUGAUGGACAAUAGAAUAAGCGGAAAGGACAUUUUGGAGGAUGAUAUUAUCCAAUUGCGUCGAAUAUGCAGGAUAUCUGGAGUGCGGGUGCUCAUUGACACGGCCAAUGUACGAGAUUCAUUUUAUCGUGCAUCAGUUGACUUUGUCCUUAAAAUUUGUGAAAGGGUAACCCAUCAAUCUCCAUUUGUUGAGAUUGAUGGUGAGGAUGCCCGGCAAUUCAUUGCUGGGCUUGCUGAUAACAUUGGGCUUGAGAAUACUCGUGCUGCAAGAAUGGUGUCUGCAGCUGUUGCUGCACGCACACGGUCAUGUUUUUUACAGGCAUGGGCAUUGGAAAUGCAAGGCAAACAUGCUGAAGCAGUGGUGGAACUGUCAAGAAUAUGUCUCAUUCACCAGAUAUUUCCUCCCGAAGAGUGUUCGGUAGUUGCCGGAGUGGCGUGUGACUGGGCCCAUUUAGUUGCCUGUCUUAUCCUGGAGCUUUUACUUAUCCUCCAUUGCAAGCUGUGUACCUUCUGCAUUAUGAAGCUUGUUUCAGGGCCUGAGAUGGAGAUGGUGGCUCGGGGACUUGAAAAGCGUUUGAAAGUAGAACAAAGGGAAUCCCUGAUGAGCAUGCUAGUUGGGGUUUGUGGAGAAGAGAGUCGUAGAAGUGUAGCUGAAGCUCUGGGCUUGCAGAACUCUCUGCAGGUUUUUUUUUGCCAAAAUGUGCAUGGGGAUGGAUAAAUACACAAUUUGGUCCAAAGAAGAAAAGAAAAGCACCCCUCUCCUUUAUAUUUCUAGAUUUUUGUAGCUUCUGCCAUCCCCUAUGUUUCUAGGUCCCCGUUUCCAGAGUCUUACCAGAAAAGUGACUUCGGAGCAGACAUGGAUCACUAGUGGCCUGAUAUUACUGGUUCUGAGGUUUCAGAAUCGUUCAAACAACUUCACAAACCAUAUUAAGUCAUAGUAUCUGGCAUUUCCUGUUGGAUGAUCAAUCACCGAAAAGAGGUCUAAAUAGGCUAAAUUCCUGCUUUUGUUUGAAUUUUAUUUGAAUAUUGUGAAAUGGACUUGGUAUGCUCCUGUUCUAUGCAUAUAUUGUAGGUGCUAAAUACUUCCCCCUAACUACCUGUAGCAUAUGCACAUAAGAAUUUAGAAUAACUUGAUCAUUCUGCAAUACGUUUUGGGUGUAGAACGGAUGCUAUAAUAAACAUGUUCCAGUCACAGAUUUUAUCCGAACUUUAUCCAUUCUCAACUUGGUUUUCUUUUGUAGAUACUCACCUGAAGGUGCUGCCAAUCCGCUGCGAUACAAAUGUACACUAGUGUGACAAUGCAACAAAAUGUUGUUUUAUUUUAUCAAAUUAUAAUACGAAAUAUUAGAUUUGAUAUACUGGUUUACUCGUUGUGAUCCGUCUAAAAUAAAAGAUCGUAUAUACUUACUGGUUAUUCAUUGACAUUGCUGAAUUGUUGCUACCAAUAUUCCUUUGUAAGGGGGGAAAAAGAC